UUACCUAAACUUGUUCUGCAGUGAGUUCGGCUUAAAAUGCAUAAUUGACCUUCACGCAGCUCCUGGUUCACAAAAUGGAAUGGAUCACAGUUCUAGCCGUGACGGCUCUAUCGACUGGCUGAUAUCAGAUAAUAUCCAGCGAAGCCUUGAAGCUAUAGAAUUCCUAGCUUCCAGGUACUGAAGAUUGAGCUUUUGAAUGAACCACAUUCUCCUGAAGUUCCUUUGGACAAGUUACUGAAGUUUUACAAUGACGGAUAUGACAUUGUGAGAAAACAUUCAUCCACAGCUUACGUAAUAAUGAGUCAGGUGAUUGGCCCUGGAGACCCAGCUGACAUUUAUAAGGCCAACACUGGUAGAUCAAAAGUAGUAUUGGACAUGCACUACUAUAAUCUCUAUGAUAAUUCCUUCGAAAAUAUGAGCACACAGGAGAAUAUCGAUUUCUUAUAUAGAAAUAGGAAGUCUCAAAUGGAUUCCCUUAAUGCUACUGAUGGACCGUUGUUGUUUAUUGGGGAGUGGGUGAACGAAUUUGGUAGAGGCGGGUCUACAGAGGAUUACCGAAACUUCGGCAGAGCACAGUUAGAUGUGUAUGGUUCAGCUUCUUUUGGAUGGGCAUAUUGGUCAUUCAAGAAUGUGAAUAAUCAUUGGUCAUUCAAGUGGAACAUCAACCAGAAUUACCUGCAGUUAUAG
This is a messenger RNA of Papaver somniferum (opium poppy), 687 nucleotides long. RefSeq lists its product as uncharacterized. Gene Ontology annotation, biological process: actin filament bundle assembly; establishment or maintenance of cell polarity; cell migration. Lineage: Eukaryota; Viridiplantae; Streptophyta; Magnoliopsida; Ranunculales; Papaveraceae. The coding region runs from base 298 to 687 and encodes 129 amino acids. Gene Ontology annotation, cellular component: cytoplasm; actin cytoskeleton. Gene Ontology annotation, molecular function: actin filament binding. The record is from RefSeq and is a predicted model, not a curated record. The transcript is spliced from 3 exons.